Messenger RNA from Durusdinium trenchii, 3174 nucleotides. The record is from the annotation of a GenBank genome assembly. NCBI's taxonomy places the organism in Eukaryota, Dinophyceae, Suessiales, Symbiodiniaceae.
AUGGCUGUGUCUGGCGCUGGAGAGAACUACGGGCAGAUCCAGCUCGUGGCAGUGGGUCGCAAGUUCAAGUACAACGGAUAUCAGGGGAAGUGGCUCGGCUUUCGGCAAGAGCUAGUCCCACGACCUGCUGGGGAUAAUGAUGAAGAAGCGCCCGCCGUUAUUGAGAUCUAUGCGGAUUUGUUGAUGCCUCAUCGUGGCCUUUGGGCACGCAUCGUUGGGGUCACAGAAGGGGUCGAGUGCUUCUUCCCUUCUUUGGCGCAAAGCCGGCGAAAGCCAGAUGGCCAUUGGCAAUUGGCGGAGAUGACAGAGGAGGCUGGUGAGGAUAUUGGGCGGAGCCUGAGCCUCGACCGGCAUUUCCUCCAGAGCCCCCUCUUCCAGUUCCGUCGACAGCCGCCUGGAGCGUAUGAGGCCGUGGUGGGAGGGGAGAUUGCAAAGGCUGCGGGAGCUGUGGCUGCGCCCGAGUUUUUAAAGGCUUCAGGAGCGGUGCCGGAUCCUAUUGUUGGAGCCCCUAUGGUUGUGCCUCCACGUCCGAACCUUUUGCAUCGGGUUUGGCGUCUGCUGCGAUGCCUCCGCCGCCGAAGGGCGCCGGGUGUGGAAGCAUCAACCCGCUUCCGGCAGCACGCCGACCACUGUCUGAGUGGCCGGAAGAUCUUCCAAAGCCCCCGGCGGCGCCGCCGGGAGGAAGAUGCGGACGAAAGUUCAGAUGACACCAUUAUGAGCCAGCUGUUUGGUUGCACUUCUGAGAAGCUUAGGCAACAUGCAGAGUUCCUGGCCCAGAUUCUAAUGAAGCCUCCACAGUGGAAAGAACUGAGGAAGCAGAUCACAGACUUCCUCAUGAGAAAGUUUGCCGUUUGUGUGGACGUGCGUUGCUUUGCAAUGGAUAACGACCCCAUGAAGCAACAGUUCAUCGAGCAGAACCAUCGAGGGAGAGUGCUGCGAUUUGUUGGUCACAUGUCAUUGUGCCAUGAGGUGGAAGGGAUCUUCCGCCGCUUUCCACGUGGGAGCACUGGUGAGUUUUUCCGAAAAUGGAAGGUGUUGGUCUCCAACUUGCUGGAUGAGGACAAGAACUAUGCACUGCAAAACAGCACUCGGAGGCAGAUGGUUCAGCGAGAGCUGAUCAAGCCAAGCUUUCAUCAGGCAUCGAUCAUAAUUGACAUUCUGGUUCAAAGGGUUGAACCAGGUAUCAAUUUCUUUCUACGCAGAACUCGGGUCCUAUACGACCUUCAGUACCUCAGCAACGCAAAUGAAGAGUUUCAAACACUGAAGGAUGAGUCAAAGGCUCGAUUCUUGAAAGUGAUCCGAGGGGAGCUGGGCAAGGAACUUUUAUCACGAUACAUGAGCUUUCUGUUACAUGGGUUGAGCGACUCCAUUGCUAUGGGCCUUGAGGGAACACAAGAUCAGAUUGACCUUAUCUAUCAAAUGGUCAUUACUUGUGUAUCAGACCUUCAUCGUCGCUUCAUUGAAGAGUUCCUCACACCUCCUUUCACAUUGCUGGCGUUGGCUGAUGCUGAUGAAGAGACAUUUGUCAAAGGAUGGCAAGAGUUGGUCCACAAGUAUGCCGAGUGUCAGUGCUGUGUGGACUAUGAAUUUAGCACAGCUUUGCUUGAAACCUACCCAUGCUUCUCCAUUCCACUUUCUGCAGAGCAGCAGAAGGAUGUCCAGGAUGGCAAACAUCCUGAUCGCACCCGGGAAGAUUUGGAGACAGAUGCUGACAAAGCAGCUCGCUUCAAUGUCGCUGCAAAUCGAAGAAUCCGGAAACUGAGUGGGUGGAACAUUUUUUCGAAACAGCAUCUCAGUGGUGGGAGCCACGAUACCAGUCAGUAUACAUCCAGGGUAAAGGAGGCUAGCAAGAUUUGGAAGGAGAUGAGUCAAGAUGAUCGGGAGGCCUUCGAGAUUGAGGCCAAUCAUCAAGACAAACUUCGGGAGGAGUUGGCCAAAGUCCCCUUGUCAUCAGCUGGUGCACGUAUGGAGCCUACGAACCUGGAGCAGCAAGUUGGCGCAAAGUCUUGUAAGCUUUUGUCUGCGCGGCGGUUGAAGCUCAAUGACGAUCAGUAUGACAAGCAUCCUUUGUGGGACCUCCCGACCUGCCUUGCCGACAGCAAAGGAGCGUUGCAGGUGCAAAACAUUGACAUGGACCUCACUGACAAAGACAUUGACAUCAAAUUGGGUGAGACUUUGCACCAUCCUUGUGAAACCACUCAGACGAAUGGAGAAGAUCUUCCGAAUAUUCAUGACUCACCUUGCCACCAUUUCAUUUGCAAGAAGAAUUGUCACUACCCACGAAUGGAACAACUUGUGAGGGAUUUGUGUUGGCGUCUUGAGGAGCAUGAAGUGAAGCCAGGGUCCUUAUUGCUCUUUACUGUGGCAGACAGCAGUUAUCCAGUGAUACUUGGUGUAUCCAUGAAGCGGCCCAUUACUCACAUCUUUCUCAAUGCUUCUCUUGACGCGGAGCAAGUUUCCUUCACUGACUCCACAGGUGCUUUGCCGCAGUUUCAAUCUUCACAUCAGUUGAUGCUCACACUAUUGCGAAAGCAUUCCCCAGACCCAGAUGACAUUCUUGUCGUGUCAGUUGAUGCUUGGCAUUGCAGGGGUUUUUUGGAAACGUCAGGAGAUGCCACCAUUCUCAAGAGCAACCCUGACACUUUGCUUUGCGAAUUUAAGAUCACCAGUGAAAGAAAGGCAAAAAAGAAACCAGCCAUUGUUAUUUUGCCUUUGGGCUUUGAGAACAGGUUGAAAAGCAUGAGGGCCCAAGCCAGAAAAAAAGGUGGCCAAGCAAGCCGGAAGGUCCAGAAAAAGACAAAGGUCAAAAACACAAACCCAAAACAAAAGGCAACAUCCAGUUCAGGGUCAUCUUCAGAUUCAGAGGGCAAUGCUUCCGGCUCCAACCAAACUUGCGGAGAUAGAGAAGAAGAGGAAGCAGCCCCCAUGUCAACUGUGGUUGCAAGGGAGGAGCAAGCAGUUGAGGAAGUUGCUGAUGAGGUGGUGUCUGUUGAUCUCCAACGGCGCGAAAAAGCUGAGGUCAUCAAGGCCAAUACAUCUACUGCCCGAAGUUUCUUUGCAAAAGAACUCGGACUGGACAGUGCAGGGACGGCAACAACUGGCCGCUCAAUAUGUUAUGCAGAACAAAAAUCAAUAUCCACACUGUCCGAUACUGUUGGUAUUUCUCAAAAGUGA